Messenger RNA from Onychostoma macrolepis, 5815 nucleotides. It is a transcript of the gene myh11b, whose product is annotated as myosin, heavy chain 11b, smooth muscle. The transcript is spliced from 41 exons. The record is from RefSeq and is a predicted model, not a curated record. Lineage: Eukaryota; Metazoa; Chordata; Actinopteri; Cypriniformes; Cyprinidae. Gene Ontology annotation, cellular component: myosin complex. Gene Ontology annotation, molecular function: ATP binding; protein binding; cytoskeletal motor activity.
AUGAACCCACCCAAGUUCAACAAGGUGGAAGAUAUGGCUGCACUGACCUGUCUGAAUGAGGCCUCAGUGCUGCACAACCUCAAGGAGAGGUAUUUCUCAGGUCUCAUUUAUACUUACUCAGGUCUCUUCUGCGUGGUGGUGAACCCCUAUAAGUUUUUGCCCAUCUACUCUGAGAAGAUCAUUGAGAUGUACAAGGGGAAGAAGCGUCAUGAGGCUCCUCCCCACAUCUAUGCCGUCGCUGAUAAUGCCUAUAGGAACAUGCUGCAAGAGCGUGAAGACCAGUCUAUUCUCUGCACUGGUGAGUCGGGUGCAGGAAAAACGGAAAACACCAAAAAAGUCAUCCAGUACCUUGCAGUUGUGGCAUCAUCACACAAAGGGAAGAGAGAUGCUGGAUCUGGUGAGCUAGAGAAGCAACUCCUGCAGGCCAAUCCUAUUCUGGAGGCAUUUGGCAAUGCAAAGACCAUCAAAAAUGAUAAUUCCUCAAGAUUUGGUAAAUUUAUUAAAAUCAACUUUGACAACACUGGUUACAUCGUUGGAGCAAACAUUGAAACCUACCUCCUGGAAAAGUCUCGAUGUAUCCGACAGUCCAAAAUCGAGAGAUCCUUCCACAUCUUCUACUACAUGGUGGCUGGAGCCAAAGACAAAAUGCAAGAUGAGCUCUUGCUAGAGGACUUUGGUAACUACCGUUUCCUGGUGGCUGGGCAUGUGCAAGUACAAAACCAGCAAGAUGAUGAGAUGUUUGAAGAGACUCUGGAAGCCAUGGAGGUCCUGGGCUUCAAUGAGGAGGAAAGAAUUGGCAUGUUGAAAUUAUGUUCUACUGUGCUGCAACUGGGGAACAUUGAGUUCAAAGCAGAGAAAAACCAGGAGCAGGCCAGCAUGCCAGACAACACAGCUGCACAGAAAGUGUGCCAUCUGCAGGGGAUUAAUGUGACUGACUUCACCAAAGCUAUGCUCACUCCUCGCAUCAAAGUUGGCCGAGAGCUGGUACAGAAGGCACAGACCAAAGAACAGGCUGACUUUGCAGUUGAAGCCUUGGCCAAGGCUAUGUAUGAUCGUCUGUUUCGCUGGAUCUUGGCACGUGUCAACAAGGCUCUAGAUAAGACAAAGCGUCAGGGAGCCUCUUUUCUGGGCAUCUUAGACAUUGCUGGGUUUGAGAUUUUUGAGGAUAACUCAUUUGAGCAGCUGUGCAUCAACUACACCAAUGAGAAACUGCAACAGCUCUUCAAUCACACUAUGUUCAUCCUGGAGCAGGAGGAGUACAAAAAGGAAGGCAUUGAUUGGAACUUUAUUGACUUUGGUCUGGACCUCCUACCCUGCAUUGAGCUCAUUGAGAGACCGAACAAUCCUCCAGGUAUCCUAGCCCUGCUAGAUGAGGAGUGCUGGUUUCCAAAGGCAACGGAUGUUUCCUUUGUCGAAAAACUAACAAACACCCACUCAAGCCACUGCAAAUUCUCUAAGCCUAAGAAUCUAAAGGAGAAGACUUUCUUCACUGUGCAACACUAUGCUGGCAAGGUGGAUUAUAAUGCCACAUCUUGGUUGACUAAAAACAUGGACCCACUCAAUGACAAUGUCACAGCCCUGCUGUGUAACUCUUCCAGUGCUUUUGUUCAGGACAUCUGGAAAGAUGACAGUAAUGUAUUCUCUAUAAAGAAAGCUUUUAUUUUUCUCAAAUAAUGAAUUUAAAAAACAAAUGGUCUAAAAUCGGACCGUGUGGUGGGUUUGGAAACCAUGGCUAAAAUGGCUAAGUCUGAUAGCGUAGCUCCUACUGCUUCCAAGUCCAAGAAAGGCAUGUUCCGCACCGUAGGACAGCUGUACAAAGAGUCUCUUGGCAAGCUCAUGACGACUCUAAAUAACACUCAACCAAACUUUGUACGCUGCAUCAUUCCCAACCAUGAAAAAAGGUCUGGCAAGAUAGCUGCCCACUUGGUUCUCGAGCAGCUGCGCUGUAAUGGUGUACUGGAAGGGAUCCGCAUCUGUCGCCAGGGCUUCCCCAAUCGCAUCGUCUUUCAUGAGUUCCGCCAGCGCUAUGAGAUCCUUGCUGCUGGGGCUAUUCCUAAAGGAUUCAUGGAUGGAAAACAAGCCUGUACACUUAUGAUCACACAUCUAGACUUGGACCCCAACCUGUACCGGAUUGGUCUGAGCAAGAUAUUUUUCCGCACAGGAGUGUUGGCACAGCUGGAGGAAGAACGUGACCUGAAACUGACUGAUGUCAUAAUUGCCUUCCAGGCCCAGGCCCGUGGCUUUCUUAGCAGAAAGGCAUUCAGCAAGAAACAAAAGCAGCUGACAUCCAUGAAAGUGAUUCAGAGGAACUGUGCUGUUUAUCUGACACUCAAGAACUGGCAGUGGUGGAGACUUUUCACUAAAGUAAAACCCCUGCUUCAGGUGACUCGGCAAGAAGAGGAGAUGAGUCAAAAGGAGGAGGAGCUUCAGAAAGCCAAAGAAACUGCCCAGAUGUCUGAAGCUGAACUUAAGGAGAUCACACAGAAACACAACCAGGUGGUAGAGGAGAGAAACCAGCUACAAGCCAAAAUACAGGAGGAGGCAGAGUUGUAUGCAGAGUCUGAGGAGGUGAGGAUACGGCUGGAGGCCAAGAAGCAAGAGCUGGAGGAAGUGCUGCAUGAGAUGGAGGCUCGACUCGAGGAGGAGGAGGAGCGAAGCCAGGUCUUUCAGCAAGAGAAGGCGAAUCUGCAACAACAACUCAAGGAUUUAGAGAAACAUUUAGUAGAAGAAGAAAAUGCCAGACAGAAGCUUCAACUGGAAAGUGGGGCUGCAGAUGGGAAGAUUAAGAAACUUGAGGAAGAUCUUUUCAUCGUGGAAGAUCAAAACUGCAAGUUGCAGAAGGAGAAGCAACAGUUGGAGGAGCGGUUAGCUGACUUUUGCUCCAACCUUGCUGAGGAGGAAGAGAAAUCCAAAAACUUGACUAAACUGAAGGCUAAACAUGAAUCUAUGAUUUCAGAUCUUGAAGUUCGAAUGAAGAAGGAAGAGAAAAGUCGGCAGGAUGUCGAGAAAGCUAAACGUAAACUGGAGACUGAGUAUAAUGAUGUACAGGAACAACUAAAAGACACACAGACCCAGAUAGCAGAGCUCAAGACACAACAAGCCAGAAGUGAAGUGGAAAUUCAGGAGCUUCAGGCAUGCAUAGAAAAAGAAUCAGCUCAGAAGAGCAAUGCUCUGAAAAAGAUACAGGAAAUGGACGGGCUUGUCACAGAGAUUCAAGAUGAGCUCGAAGCUGAGAGGGAGACUGGUAGAAAGUCAGAAAAGGCCAGAAAGGAGCUGGAAGAAGAGCUGUUGGCCCUGAGGACUGAACUGGAGGACUCACUAGACACCACAGCAGUACAACAAGAGCUACGGGCUAAGAGAGAGCAGGAGGUGGCAAUGCUGAAGAAGUUGAUAGAAGACGAAGGCCGAAGCCACGAGGCUCAAGUGAAUGAGAUGAAACAAAAACAUGCUCAGUCUGUAAAUGAACUUGGUGAACAGCUAGAGCAAACCAAACGGGCCAAGGCCAAUCUGGAGAAGGCGAAACAGGCCUUAGAGAAGGAGGUUGUAGGCUUGAAUGGAGACCUUCGCUCACUGAGUAAUGCCAAGCAGGAUGUGGAACAGAAGAAGAAAAAGGUGGAGACCCAGCUUGCUGACCUUCAGACUCGCUUCAGUGAGAGCGAAAAGAAGAGGGAAGAACUUGGAGAUGCAGUGUCUAAACUGACUAUGGAGUAUAACAAUGUGAAUAGCAUCCUCAAUGAAGCAGAGAGCAAGAACAUCAAGCUGAGUAAAGAUGUUGCAAGUCUCAACUCACAGCUCCAGGAUACACAGGAGUUACUUGCUGAGGAGACCCGUCAAAAACUUAAUUUUUCCACUCGGCUACGUCAAACGGAGGAUGAACGAAACAGUCUGCUGGAACAACUAGAAGAAGAGGCAGAAGCACGAAGGAAUGUGGAGAGACAGGCCUCCAGCCUUACCACACAGUUGUCAGAUGCAAAGAAGAAGCUGGAUGAGUACUCCAGCAAUUUCCAAAUGCUUGAAGAAAGCAAGAGACGGCUACAGAGGGAUCUGGAAGCCACAAUUGGAGAGUUUGAGGAGAAAGCUGCAGCCUAUGACAAGCUAGAGAAGACCAAGAAUCAUCUUCAGCAAGAGUUGGAGGAUGUGAUGAUGGACCUGGACAACCAGAGACAGCUGGUUUCAAAUCUGGAGAAGAAACAACGGAAAUUUGAUCAGAUGCUUGCUGAUGAGAAGACCAUCUCCAGCAAGUAUGCUCAGGAGCGUGACUGCGCAGAGGCAGAAGCACGGGAGAAGGAGACCAAAUGUUUGGCCCUCACCCGAGCGCUCGAAGAAUCCCAGGCUUCUUUUCGAGAGUUAGAGAAACUCAAUAAGACACUUCGCACUGAGAUGGAAGACCUGAUCAGUUCAAAGGACGACGUGGGCAGAAAUGUCCAUGAGCUGGAGAAGGAAAAACGUGGAUUGGAGGCUCGAGUAGAAGAGAUGACAAUUCAAAUGGAGGAACUUGAGGAUGAAUUACAGACUGCAGAGGAUGCUAAACUCCAUUUGGAAGUCAAUAUGCAGGCCCUCAAAGUCCAGUAUCAAAGAGACUUGCAGGUCAAAGAAGAGCAAAAUGAAGAGAAGAGAAAACAACUGCUCAAGCAGGUACGUGAGCUUGAGACUGAGCUAGAAGAUGAGCAGAAAAUGAGAGCUUCAUUCGCAGCUGCCAAGAAGAAACUUGAGGGGGAUUUGCAGGACCUUGAAGAUCAAGUUGAUGCAAUCAGUAGGGCGAGGGAUGAGGCCAUUAAACAGCUCCGCAAGACUCAGACGCAGAUGAAAGAUUUCCAGAGGGAGCUGGAAGAUGCGAGAGCAUCCCACAAGGAGGUUCUUUCCGAAGCUAGAGAAUCUGAGAGAAAGGCCAGAGCCAUGGAGACAGAAAUCUUACACCUACAGGAGGAGCUGGCUACAGCAGAGAGAGCCCGCAAACAGGCUGAGCGAGAGAGAGAUGAGAUAGCAGGGGAGAUGGCAAGUGGCUCAUUUGGAAAAUCUGGCACGUCUGAUGAGAGGCGUCGUUUGGAAGCCAAAAUUCAACAGCUGGAAGAGGAACUUGAUGAGGAACAGGCAAACACAGAGACGCUCAACGAGAGACUGCGGAGAAGUGUGCAGGAGAUGGAUCAGCUGACCAGCGAGCUGCAUGUUGAACGCUCCAAUGCUCAGAGGAUGGAGAGUGGCUGGCAGCAAAUGGAGAGGCAGAACAAAGAGCUGAGGGCCAAGCUGCUGGAGAUGGAGGGACAGGUCAAGUCCAAGCAACGGGCUUCUGUAGCUGCACUAGAGACUAAGUUACAACAAAUGGAGGACCAAGUGGACCAUGAGAGCAGGGAGAGACAAACUAUUGCCAAGGCCAUGCGUCAGAAAGACAAGAAACUAAAAGAACUGAUGAUUCAGAUAGAGGAUGAACGAAAACAGACAGAGCAAUUUAAGGACCAGGCUGAAAAAGCAAAUCUGCGAGCAAGGCAGCUUAAGCUGCAGGUGGAAGAGAGCGACGAGGAGUCUCAGCGUGCCACUGCUGCCCGUCGUAAACUUCAGAAAGAGCUGAACGAGGCCACCGAGGCCAAUGACGCCCUGAUCCGAGAAGUGUCUUCACUCAGGAGCAAACUCAGGCGUGGCAGUGACUCAUCUUUCAGCAGUCCAUUAAGGCGUAGUGGAGGUGGGAGCUUUAGAAGAACACGCAGGAGCAUGAUGGAAGCAUCCGAGGUCCCAGAAGAUGAAGGUCCUGCUACUCCUGUGCAUCAACCUGAGGAACCUCAAAUCGAGCCAAUCAAUGGCACCAAGGAUGACAACUAAA